Messenger RNA from Sorghum bicolor (sorghum), 920 nucleotides. Its product is annotated as signal peptidase complex catalytic subunit SEC11A. The transcript has 8 exons. NCBI's taxonomy places the organism in Eukaryota, Viridiplantae, Streptophyta, Magnoliopsida, Poales, Poaceae. Gene Ontology annotation, cellular component: membrane; signal peptidase complex. The coding region runs from base 136 to 678 and encodes 180 amino acids. Gene Ontology annotation, molecular function: serine-type endopeptidase activity. The record is from RefSeq and is a predicted model, not a curated record.
GCGAAGGCUACCCCCACAAUAUCGAGCAUCGGCGGGGGUCCUGUCCGAAAAAAAAACACGAGCGGAGAACGCCGCUUCCGGUCCUGUUCGCGGCUCGUGAUUUCGCCGCCGGAGAGCCGAGGGAGAGGGAGCGAGAUGGGGUUCGUCGGAGACACGAUGGAGUCGAUCCGCUCGAUGCAGAUCCGCCAAGUGCUCACGCAGAUCAUCAGCCUCGGUAUGAUUGUUACCUCUGCGUUAAUCAUAUGGAAGGGGUUGAUAGUUUUCACGGGGAGCGAGUCACCAGUUGUAGUGGUUCUCUCUGGUAGCAUGGAGCCUGGAUUUAAAAGGGGUGAUAUCCUGUUUUUGCAUAUGAGCAAAGAUCCUAUUCGCACGGGAGAAAUAGUUGUUUUCAAUGUCGAUGGUCGUGAAAUUCCAAUUGUUCACCGUGUGAUUAAGGUCCAUGAACGUCAGGACACUGCAGAAGUGGACAUCCUCACCAAAGGUGACAAUAAUUUUGGGGACGACCGACUAUUAUAUGCACAUGGGCAGCUUUGGCUCCAGCAACAUCACAUUAUGGGACGUGCCGUGGGCUACCUUCCAUAUGUUGGCUGGGUUACAAUUAUCAUGACUGAGAAACCAUUUAUUAAGUACCUGCUGAUUGGCGCAUUGGGCUUGCUGGUCAUAACGUCGAAAGAUUAGAGAUGCCAAACUUCAGUGCCAUGUAGAUUUUGCUCUUAUGGUGCAACAGCAGAGGUCAGUGGCUUCGCAGCGUUAAGAGAAGCCGUUCUGUUCCACCAUGUAUCAAACGAGAAGAAUUCUUUAUCUACUGUGAGGGCACCUGCCCACUAAUUGGAUAGUCGGUUCUCAUCCAGCAUUCAUCUUUUUGUAGUUGUGCCAUAGCUAAUGAGUUGAAUCAGUCGUCGGUGGUUAUAUUCGAUGAA